AUGCACCUUGAACUUUUGAAGUGUCUUGUGCAUUAUGUGUUCAAUCCUGCACUGGUUGGAGGAAAUUUGGCAGAUACUAUAACAUUUGAAAAUUUUGUUACACUGUGGUUUAUGCCAGUGAACAUUCUCAUUACAUUUAUAAUAGAAUCAAUUUUGGGAUGGAUCUUAGUCAAAAUCACAAGGGCUCCCAAAAACCUAGAAGGUUUGAUAAUUGGUGUCUAUUCAGCAGAAAACUUAGGAAACUUGCCUAUAAUCAUUAUCCCAGCUAUAUGCAAAGAUAAAGGUAGCCCUUUUAGAGAUCCUGAUGUCUGCUACAAAUAUGGGAUGACAUAUUCUUCACUAUCUAUAUGCAAAGAUAAAGAU
Molecule: messenger RNA, 363 nt
Organism: Arachis ipaensis
Lineage: Eukaryota; Viridiplantae; Streptophyta; Magnoliopsida; Fabales; Fabaceae
Source: RefSeq, a predicted model, not a curated record